UCGACUGUUUCUUGCCAAUUUUUUCUGAUCGAAAACAGAAAGGGAAAAAUGACAGAAAGAGUAAACGGAUCUAGUCCAGUGUGUACAGAAUUUACGGAUAUUUCACUGCAAGAAGGACAGAAGAAAAAGAAGAAACAGCCAAGAAGAAUUUUACACUUUAGUGAUGGUAUAUUAGAAGAAUAUUCUACAGAUGAAGAAGAUGAAAAUCCUCCACAACCAAUGGUUGAUCCUAAAACAUUAACAUGGAUGCCAUGGGUGUGGUACCAUGUUGUGACUGUAUCAAAGAAAGCUCUAUCAGUGGCUGACACAUGUGGAGAACAUCUUGCCUGGUUCUUUGGUAUUACUUCUCCAAAAUAUCAAUAUGCAAUAGAUGAAUACUAUAGACUGAAAGAAGAGGAGGAAAGAGAAAAGAAGCAAGAAGAAAAAAGAAGGCAAAGAAUUGAGGAAGAAAAAUUAUCUCAUGUAGAAGUUGACACCAAAAUGCCUUCAAACGAACAAUCUGAUGCAGAUACAAGUGAUAUCAAAGUGGAAGUUCUAAAAACAGAAAAACAAUCAGACACACAAAAAGAAGAAGAGAAAUACUGAUGUUUAUUUGUUAGAUUACAUAUUUACAUACUGAAGGCACAUUUUGUGACCUUUGUUAUCAGAUCUGGUGGAAAAUAUUGUUAUAUUAUUACCAGCAUUGUCAUUUUUAUGUUACUUUUUCAAAACAUUUGUUAUUUGGUUGUAGGAAAAUUGGCUGAAUCUUUUGAAACAAACAUUGCAAUUAAAGCUAUGAUAGCUGUUUGUUAUGACAAAACUAAGUUUGAAUCUUUCUUUAUCAGUAAAUCCAAAGGACAUUAGUUAAAGUCUAGCAUUUGUUUGGUUUGGAACUAUGGACCAGUUAAUUGUGUGUGCGUGUGUGUGUGUUUUUUUUUAAUUUAUUAAUUUAAUAAGACCAAUGUCUCAGCUACAUGUUAAUGUACUAUGAAAAAGCUUUUAUUUGUUGGUGUAAAUUUUCAUGGUUACUUGGAAAGUUUUGAUUUUGUUGGUACUUGAAAUUGUUAAUUACUAAUCAAUGGAAAAUCAAAAUUAAAUAGAAUGCAAAAAAAAUUUGCAGUAACCUGGACUUUAUAAAAUUUGCUAUCCAACAAAUAAACAUACUUUCACAAUAAAAAAAACUUCAAAAAACUGCUUUGUCAAAUUGAGGUUCAUGCUACAAAUUUUGGGAGUCCACUCCAUUGCAAUAUUUCUUGAAAGAUUCGAUACUGUAGUAAUAUUGUAAAGAAAUGUUUUUUUUUCGUUGUUCUUCAUAUUGAUGUUUACAAAAGUUGUGUAAGAUGUUUUUCAAAAUGAGACGAAAAGGAAAAAAUGUAGAUUAAGUGAUUAUUUUUCUUUUGAACUAAUUUUGCUGUUCUCUGAAAAAAAAAGAAAACAUUAGAAAAGUUAUAGCUGUGUGUGAGGAAAAUAUCCAUGAUUCAAUGCAUCUUAGUGAAUUAUUACCCUAAUAAUGUCCAGUUAAAACAACAGUUCUGUUUAGUAAAAAACACUGUUUAGUCCAAUAAAAGAAGUUAAAUUCAGUAAAAAGUAUUGAUGUCUUAUAUGGACCUCUUAAUAAGUUUGAUCGACUUUUAAAGACAUGCAAAUUGCUUGACUUAUAAUGAAAUAAUCAAAAUAAAUUUUGGAAAGUUAGGGAUCUAUCUAUGAAAGACAAAUUUCAAACCCAUCUGACUCAAACUUUGACAAAUAACACAUUUAAAAUGACUUUUUCUCCCAGUGAUGUCCUUGUUUUAUUGUUUUAAUAUUUUCAUUCUGACUCAGAAAUCAAAAUAUUAUUUACACAUAUAUCAGACGAGUUCUACAGUAGUUGGUCAUGGUAUUAGAACAUUGAUUUUAUAUAAUGAGGCUAUUUCAAGAUAAUUAACUGUAAUUGUAUACAUGUAUACUAUACCAUGGUAUGCGUUAGUGGGAUCUUUAUUAUAUAUCAUCAAAUUUGCUAUCAUUAUGCAUCAGAUUCUUCUCAUUAAUUUUAUUUUUAUAUAAUGUCAUAGUAAAAGUUAUUGCAGCUAAUUCUGUUUCAUAGAAUAAUUGAUUUUUUUUACUUGGCAACUUAUUUCAUGUUGUACAUUCAUAACAAUAAUUGAUUUUUGACUACUAUUUUUCAUAAGUCGUCUAUGAAUGUAUGUAUGCUUGUUUUUUUCCCCCAAUUCACUUUGUAGUUAACAUAUCUAAAAGCAAUGGAAACAAUGAUUAAUACAAUUGAACAAAAUUCUUUAAAAAAGAGAUUCUUAUUUGAUUUAGUUGAAAAUAACUUUUUUGAAGUUUUUUUUUUUUUUGGAAAAAAAAAAACAUCACAACAAAACAAAACCAUUCCCAAGAAAUAGGUUAUAAGAUUAUGGCUUUUAUUGUGAUAUUGAUCUAUAGUAAAAUUGUUUACAGAAGAUUGUUUUUGUACACGGUUAUUCAUACCAUGUCUGGUAGAGUUGAUGGGUUACUGCAUUGACCUCCGUCCUGUUUUAUUUAAAUCUGUUUGUCCCUCUGAACUGAAAGUUUUGAAAUUUAUCACUCAGUAUCUGCAUUAAGGAAUUAUAUAUUUAGUCUUGAAUAUUACUCUGUAUAAAUAAUUUCCAACCAUCUUUGUAGAUUGUUUAGAUAUUGAACAAAUGAUAUAUACUAAUAGCAUCGCAUCUCAUUCAGGGGCGAAUUCAGGCAGGGGCGUGGCGUGCGGGGGCCCCCCUAAUAUUUGCAAAGCAUGGGUUGUCUCUACACUCUAGAAGAAUAUUUCAAUAAUUUUACCUCAAAUUUUUUUUCGAAAUUUAAAGUUUGCGCCACCCCUAACUUAAAAUCCUGGAUCCGCCCCUAUCAUUUAACUUCAUGUACUUUUUCUAUUGAAUUGUUUAAGCAUAUUAUAAAUGGUUGUUUAAUAUUAUUUAUGUUUCUAUAAAAUAUUUAUUAAUUUCAUUCCUUUUGAAAUAAAAAGGCUGUUUUUGAAA
Molecule: messenger RNA, 2972 nt
Organism: Mytilus californianus (California mussel)
Lineage: Eukaryota; Metazoa; Mollusca; Bivalvia; Mytilida; Mytilidae
Product: protein FAM177A1-like
Exons: 5
Coding region: 49-585 (178 amino acids)
Source: RefSeq, a predicted model, not a curated record